CCUUGUGCUGCUGGCUGCCAACUGUCGACUGCUUCUCUCAGUCUGCCGGGCGGCCUCGCGCGCGCUUGGUUUCCACUGACGAAUCCGCGCGUCGCGAAGCGAACGUCGCGAUCGUCGCGAAUCUGUCCGUCGAGCGCGGCAUUGAGAAAGAUCGUGGGGUAUAAAAGAUAAAGAACGAUCGAUCUAUCUGAGGAUGACGCCGAGAUACGUGAGACAUGUUGGAAAGAAAGGGGGGUAGCUGAGAUUUUUCCCAGUUGAGAUUGCGUGUGUGGUCGAUCUAUCGUAAAAUAGUAAGAAGCACAAAUGGCACUUGUUCGGCAUCACGAGUCGGCGCCACUGAUAAUAAUCGCGGCUAGGGAUAUAAAAAUUGCGCGCUAACGAUGGUAGCCUUCGCGGCGGACGAGCGCUCCGAGUCACGAUGACAGCGUGAGGAGAGACACGAUUUCUAUCCGAGAGCGCAGAAAUCAUCUCGGCGCGAAAAGACGAUUUGCACUUUCAGACUCUGAGAGAAACGCGCGUGCGGAUCCGAGUGAUAUGAGUCCCACGGGCGAACAGUGAACGUCCCCACGGUCUUCCUCGUUCCGGCUGGGAGAAGCAUCGGAAGAUCAGGGUGGAUGAGAUGUGAAGGAGGAGCGAAGCGCGUCGUAGACCUGGCGGGAACGAAGGCGGAAGUCGAGGGAGCGGAGGCGAGCUUCAUCGCGGGGAUAGCGGCACGUCGAGGGAGCACCUGGCGCGGGCCGCCUGAGAUGACGGCCGCGCGACAGGACAUCGCGGCAUCCCCGUACAGAACUUUCCUCCUGGUGUCUCUGAUCGGACUGAUGCUCCAAAUUCAUUCGGCGACGGGUGGUAUAUGCUGGUCGUCCAUCAGUAACGGUCGCUGCAAAGAGCUUCUGUCGCAAGGCGUUACGCGGGAGGACUGUUGCGCCUCGAACGCAGCGGCGGCGACUGCCUAUUCCGAGGAGGACCUGGACAGCGGAAGUCUUUUCUUCUGGAAGGUUCUCGGUGGGGGUGUGCAGUGCCGUCCCUGUCGAGAGAGCUGCGCGGAAGUGAGGUGCGAGGAGGGAAAGAAGUGCGUGGUGCGUAGAGGAAGACCGAGGUGCGUGUGCAGUCCGGAGUGCAAAGCACCGCGAGGUGGUGGACCGGUCUGCGGGACGGACGGCAAGAGUUACAAGAGCCUGUGCAGACUCAAAAAGCGAGCUUGCAAGAAGGGCAGCCACGAGCUCGCGGUUGCCUACAACGGCCACUGCCAAAGUUCGUGCGCACGGGUCCGCUGCGGCCAAGGUCGGAGCUGUCUACUGGACCAGAACCUGAGCCCUCACUGCGUGAGGUGCGCCCGCAGGUGCCCGCAGGCGCCCCCGCACCAGGUCGCCGGCGCGCGCCCCGUCUGCGGGGCCGACGGAAACACCUACAAGAGUGCCUGCCACCUGCGACUCGCCGCCUGCCGCGCUGGCCGCGCCAUUCCCGUCGCCUAUAAGGGCCACUGCAAACAGAGCGCGGACUGCACCACGAUACGCUGUCGAGAAGGCCAGACUUGUUUAUCCGAGAUGAAGUCUGGACGACCGCGUUGCGUGACCUGCACCUACCGUUGCCCUCGGAAGCGGGAGCGCAAUCGAACGCACCGUGACAGAGAUCGCGACCCAUCGACGACCAUGUUAUGCGCGACAAACAACAUCACCUAUCCCAGCUGGUGUCACAUUAUCAAGGACGCCUGCGUGACUGGCUUCGUUCUCGAAACGCGGCAUGCGGGCCCCUGCAACGCUUACGACACAGCCCCUCUUUAUAUCGAGGACGACAACACCUCGAGCAACUACGGGGUUGAUUUGGCGGACGAGGACACGAAGGCGGGUGACGACCGCGCCAAAUCUCCGUACGGUCUACACUCCUUGUCGUAGCUCCAGCGCUUUUCGUGAGAAUACGACGACACGCGUUACAGUCUCCUCAUCGAGGAGGAAAGUCACCGGCGAAACGUGAGCUCGAAGAUCGGUGCGUCUCUAACAGGUAGACGAUCGACUUGAAACGAAGUCUAGCGAAGCGCGAGAGAAUAUCGCGUUUUCUCAGUUGCUUUUCCUCAAAAGAGAAAACGGAGGAGAAGAAGGAGGUUCAUAUCAAAACACGCUUCGAGACAGAAACAUAUCUUGUUUUCGAAAUAAUUGCGGGGAGACGAGAGUAGUUACUUGACGCGACACACAAGAAAUAUCUAGCCUAACUACCGAAUUCUCUCUCUCUCUCUCUCUCUCUCUGCUGUGCGUUUACACUGAUCUCUCGUCGACGAAAGAAACAACGGAGUGCGAACGGAGAAAAAGUUCCGAACGAUCUCGUGAAAUUACGAUUCGACAUUGCUCUUCCGUUGAUUUACGCAGACCUCGCGAGCUGACGGAUAUAUAUGUGACUCCUAGAACAUAUAGUCUCGUAACGUAGUAGAGAGGUUGUAUAGAACGAAAGAGCGACCAUAAAAAAACGCGUGUGAUAAUAUUCGUAAGGGGAAGGUACCACUUCGAAGACCGGGAAAACAAACUUUUGCAUUAUACAAACGUAUGUAUUAGCGAUUUUAGCGACGCUAAAAUUGUUACUAGUUCGCAUGUACAAGGAGAUAUCGUUAAAUCACAUUCAUGAUAAAAAUGUGUUUUGUCGAUGACUUUGAAGUCGAGUAUUCCUCAACGAGAAUUUAAGCGGUACGCUCCUGACGAAAUCGUUCAUAUUUAAUUAGUGUCAGAAAUUUUCGGUUAGAAAGAUGUGCAUUCGAGAGCGUAGUGUAAAAAUUCAUUUUCAACAACAAUUGCAUUUCUAAUGUUUUUACUAUCAUAGACUUGCGAUUCCGAGAUAUUUCACGACGAUCAGAUUCUCGCUAUGGCGGCAAGAGAGUAGGUCUUAAAAUCAUCAAGAAAUUUAAUCCUCUUAGCGAUUAACAUAUUCUAUAUAUUACUGUAUAUGCCAAUGAUAAAUGUCACGAUUCAACAAAUACUUUGGUAUUUCGGCGAGAAACGCAAUAAGCCUAAUAGAAGAAAAAGUAUAAUACCGAUCGCAGUACUAAACUGAAGCAGAUAUAUAAUCGAAAAGGAGUGUGAGAAAGAGUAUCUCGUGUCUCACUUCUCUCAGUGCGAAACAACUUAAUUGCGCGACAAAGAUUUUUUUUCUCACGGCAUUCUCUGUCAAAUAUGAUUCUUUCGAGUGCGAUUUCAUCACACGUGUACAAUUGAUCGACAGCUUCGCGCAAUCUUUGAUUCCCCUCCAACCGACGCGUCCUUAAAGACACUCCAAGAGACACGCACCGAUAAUAUUCUUUGAUUCAUCAAUCCGAUUAGCCGGUAUCGAUAUAUUAGACGGAACCUUCGACGAAGAGAACGAUAGCCGCGCGCGCUUACGUUCGUGUCACGCGGCGUAACGUUCGGGAUAAUGUAAUUCGCGAUAAGAUUAGCGCGGCGAUGUCUCCCAAAAGUAGCGCAUUAGAUAGACGAACAAUUUGACGUAAGUCAGUAUUUAUUAAUCGACUUCGCGCGACGAAGGGUCGUUGACACGGCGGAUGAACGAUCGAAGAUGAUUACGGUCAGUUUGUCGAAGGAAUCUCACUCAACAAUAGUAACUAGCCCGGCAUAAAUAAUUCGGCGAUAUCGUGCCAGAUUAAAUCAUUUCGAACCGUUCGUUUCCGACGUUUGGAUUAGCAACGAUCAAACGGAUGCGACAUAGACUCCAUGUUACAAUGAUCCGCUUUGAAACUUUCAGAAAUUUCCUUCACUUUCAUCCCGCAGACGAUUCGGACGGUCAUCGGUCGUUCAAACGCAUCCGUCCUGACGUCGAUAGUAUUCGUGUAAUAUUUGUACUUAAUUUAUUUUUUAGUUUUACGAACGAACAUUUCGUGCUUACGUUGCGCACGAUAUCAGGCGAUUGCUUCGGUCGUUCCUACGAUGCGAAAGCAAAAAAGUCUAUUGGGAAUGAAAGUUAAGUCGACGAUAAGUAUCAAACGGAACGGUUACCGCUAUUAAUGUUGUUAAAAUGAUCGGGCGAAAGAUAGGUAAAUCGGCAUGCGCGAGACCCCCGAUAAUCUCGCCCGAAUGUUGUUUUGUAAAAUUGUUGAACUGCACGCAGUAUCUAUUUUCAUUCCCAAUAAUAAUAAUCGCCCGUUGCUUGGCAUACUGCGCGAAGCAUCUGUAUCGCGGUUAAAAUCGGUCUAAUGUUCGCUGAUCGAUCAGCGUAACACCUAGGUUAUAAGUAAUAAUGAAAAAUCCACGUGUCUCUCCUGGCCUAAGGCGGUACACGGCUGGGAGUACGCUACGCGAGUUGGAGCAAUUAUAAUAAAGCAUACGCGCGGGACUCCGUUUCUAUGAGAGAUAUAACGAAUCUCACACAACAAGCAGAAUAUAUCUAUCACACUCUUAAUGUCUAAGUUACAAAAUGCUUUAUCUAGGCAAUAACAAAUUAAUUAACUUAUAAAAAUAGACGAAUAAAUAUAUAUACGGGUGUUCCGAAACUAUCGUACGAUAGUCUAACAGCAUGUUCUGGAGCUUAGAGCCGAAUUACAGAUCGUACCUUAAGCGACAGCGAAAGACAAAAUCGGCGAAAAUCAAUAACGCGUGUCUGAGCGAAUGAAAUUUACGCGAUAUUGUUGGCCACGACUUUUAAUAGCUUAUGAUUUCAAAAUUAUUGUUACCUUGAUUAUUGUUACCAUGAUUUCCGCAUUAGGAUUCUCAACUCUUAAUCAAGCUCUAAAAUAUGCUGUUAAACUAUCGUACAGCUGUUCGGGAUACCUGUAUGAAAAUAUAAUAUGUAUUUACAGAAUUGUACAGAAUGUUCGGUAGAUAGACGCAUUUAUGGCGAGUGGAAGAAUAUUGUUUUUUGAGAAAACUGGACCAAUAUCUACUCUGAUAAAAUAUCAAAACUUUGGAUCUCUGGGUAUGAUUUUGAAAUGAUGACAUAAAAUAUCUUUACGCUUCGCAUAUCAGAAUUAAGGACACAUUUCCUCGCUUAUUUGCACUCUUAAAUUGCACUUUAUAAAAUAUCUUUUCUUUGAAAAAUCAUUCAUAGACAUGUCGCAUUUUUGCAUUAGAAAUAAAUUAUCACGUUAAUCAACGAAGAACAUCGUAUCAAAUGCGUCCAUUCCCAAACAUCCUGUAUAUACAUAUAAAUUAUGUGUAUUUUUUCAUAUAUAUAUACAUAACUUAUAUGUAUAUGUAAACUCGCAACUGCUUUCAAGACUGUGGAACACAUUAUAUAGAUGUAUAAAUGUUUAAAUAAAUUAUUAUAACAUGGUAAUAUC
Molecule: messenger RNA, 5251 nt
Organism: Dinoponera quadriceps
Lineage: Eukaryota; Metazoa; Arthropoda; Insecta; Hymenoptera; Formicidae
Product: follistatin-A
Exons: 7
Coding region: 615-1892 (425 amino acids)
Biological process (GO): anatomical structure development
Molecular function (GO): protein binding; extracellular matrix binding; calcium ion binding
Source: RefSeq, a predicted model, not a curated record